Molecule: messenger RNA, 2121 nt
Organism: Tigriopus californicus
Lineage: Eukaryota; Metazoa; Arthropoda; Copepoda; Harpacticoida; Harpacticidae
Product: solute carrier family 22 member 13-like
Exons: 9
Coding region: 132-1826 (564 amino acids)
Biological process (GO): transmembrane transport
Cellular component (GO): membrane
Molecular function (GO): transmembrane transporter activity
Source: RefSeq, a predicted model, not a curated record
UUGGAUACAAUCAUAUGUACUAUGGGACACAUUUGAACUGACGCUCUUACCAAUAAUAGUAUUGUGGUAGUGGGGCAGUGCCUGUUCGAGUGUCCAAGAUAAAGCCAAAACGAAAAGAAUUCGAGCCUAAAAUGUCUGAUUUAGAAAGUGAUGUUUUUUUGGAAAAUGCCAACUCAAGAACAAAAAUCAGUGCCAACCAACGAAUCGAGGAUAUUCUAGGCUUUGGACGCUUCCAGUUCUUCCAAAGUUGGGUGUACAUAUUUCUGAUUGGGUUCCUUGGAGCCAUGACCAUGUUCCAAUUGGUGUUCCUCAUAACCACACCUCCAACAAGAUGUGCCCUCCCUGACAACAUUAAAGACGAUCCCUUUCUUUAUCAAGACCACGUUAUGGAAUGUGAAAUGGCUGAAAUCAGCACAACCAAUGCGGAAUGCAUGGCUUUUGGCGGGAUGGCUGAUUUCAUUUCCAACCAAUGCUUUCACGAGACGAACAAGAUAUCUUGUCCAAAUGGCCAAUUCUUCAAUCUAUCCAGUUCAGAUGCAUUUCACAGUCUAGCGGUGGAAAAUGAUUGGGUUUGUGAUCAAGCUGAUCGAGGGGCAAACCUCAUGAUGGCUCAAAGUAUUGGCUCGAUUAUCAAUGGUUUGAUUGUGAUGCAACUUAGUGAUAGUUGGGGGCGAAAACCGGUGAUCCUUUUGACCAACUUAUUGUUUAUUGUGACGCGAACGACGUUCCUCUUCUUCACCGAAUAUUACUACUUGAGCAUGGUUCUCGUGGCUGUGGGAUCCGGAUAUUUUCCCCUUGGUAUCAGAGUGGCUUACACCCUAGCGGCUGAAUUUACCAACGAGCGAGGCAGACAUCACGUGUAUGUGGCCGGGUGGGCCUCUUGGGUUCUUGGAAUGGUUUCCUUGGCCAUGAUCGCUUGGGCUUGCCAGCAUUGGUUCAUUUAUGGUUUGAUUACAUCUUUGUCAGGACUCUUACUCCUGCCGUUCAUGAUACUGAUGCCUGAAUCCCCAAGGUUGCUCUUAAACCAAGGAAAAAUCUCCGAGGCCAAAAAGGUGAUUGAAACCAUCAAGAAAUACAACAAAGAACCGGUUCCUCCCAAUCUUGGGCUGGAAUUGGCUCAAAUCUCCAGAGAGGUCCAAGGAGAAGCUGGUUUUGGACUCCGAUCCUUGGCAUCCUCCAAAUAUUUGAUGAUUCUAACCAUGGUUCUAGGCGUAACCUGGACAGUUAAUGAUUUCUUUUACAUUGGUGGACAACUAAACGUGGAAAAUUUAGCGGGUAACCAGUUCGUCAAUUUUGCAAUAAUCAGUCUCACAGAGAUGCCCUCCGUAUUCAUUGGAGAAUUUUUCAUCAACCGGGUGGGCCGAAGGUGGACCCAUUGUGUGUGCAUGAUCUUAACCACAAUAUGUUUUGCCGCCAUCAUUCCAAUCGCUGAAGAUGACUCGUUGGGAUGGCUGGUGACCACCUUAGCCAUAGUGGCUAAAACACUAGGAAAUAUAGGCUGGUAUAUCAACUACGUUCAAAACAUGGAAAUCUUUCCGACAUGUGCCCGAGUCACUGGAAUGAACUUGACCUCAACAGUAGCACUCGUUUUCGGAACUGUGGGCCCAUAUGUCAUUCUCUUGGGGAAAUCCGAUAUCAAGAUGAUGUAUGGUAUCUUUGUCAUGAUGGGUGUGAUUGGAACCAUUACCACUAGUUUUGUCCCAGAGACCUUGAAGCAAGAGUUUCCAGAGUGUGUGGAGGAUCUGGCUAGGUCCAAACGUUAUCCUUACCUCAGUUGGAGGGUUUGGAACGCUGAUCAAAAAGAGAGAAUGACUAAUUCAAAAUAAUCGAACCUCAAACUUUAUACAAAUAAAAAAGAACAAUACAUUCCUUGUGCAUCAAGUUCUCGUGAUACGCAGUCUUUAAAAACUUCCAUUAUCAAAAUGUCUGGGAAUAUUCGUGUCUUGCUCUAUCCUGAACGUGGAUCAAUCGAGAAGACGACGUACUCGAAAUGUAAAUACCCAGCCGUAAAAAGCCAGGUUUUGACUCUGGAAAAAAUAAAAAAUAAAAUUCUUAUUCAGGAGGAUCUUCAGGCCUGAUCAUUUCAUUCGCCAUGGAGAGAACAGCAGUUGUCCAUUUCUG